AUGCCGCUCUUCUCUCGCUUUAAGAGCAAGGGAGCACAUGCGAGUUCGAAAACCAAUGCGAACGGCACAGAUGGCGUCGAUGCGACCCCGCGCAAACCGACAUGGCAGGCACGAUGGGAAAGCAAGGUCAUCGUGCCAGAUGAAGUCGAGGAGCUGGUUCACACAUGCACGGCAGAGAUGAAGUCUCGGGCGGAGGCCUUGGAUGCGCCUUUCCUCCUACUGCCUUUCCGUCCAAACUCCGACCCUCUAGGAGCUCGAACAUUCAUUCGCAACUACUACAAGGGCAAUGCCGAAGGGUCCUCACAAUACCGAGGCGACGCCCUCAAGCAAGAGUUGCGGCUGACUGAUUCCGAAGUACUCUGCAGUAUCAUGAAGUGGUGCUGGAGUCGCAUGCCCAAUGGCGUGGUUACUUGGCCAGUGUACGAGGGGUUCAAGAUUGGCGAGAGGGAAGCCAACAUGGCCCGCAAUGCCUUCAACACAUUCAUCCCAAUCGGUGUUGACUCGGACGCCCGCCGAAGCAUCGUGUUCGAUUUCUUCGACCUUUUAGCUGCGGUGGCUGCGCAUGGCAAGCUGAACGGCCUGGGUGGACGGAAACUUUCCCGGCUAGCGGGUUGGUGGGCAUUCGAGCAUUCGGACGAUGGCAAGGGCUUUGAGGGAGGGUACAAAUCCUGGACCGCGGCCGCCGAUGCUUCAAGUCAUCUGUUCUUCGCCUACCUCCGAUCUCUAUCACCAGACACCGCUCCAUCCAUGAACGUUAUUGAGCGGAUUCCCCGCUCGUUGCAAGCUCUUGUUGCUUCGACUGAGUACCCUCCGGAGAGACCGACGUUACUUCAGCGAUCUACUGCGAGGAUGGUGAUGUUGGUUGAUAACGUCUCUCCAACGCCUUUCGCUCUCAUCCGAAGAGCGCAAAACUUCGAAUACCGAGACCGUGACGAAGUUCUGCGCGAAUUCUCCGAAUUCGAAGAUCCGGUUGACGCUUUGACUGAGGAGUGUAGACGUGUGCUCCAUGCGAUAUCCACGGCCAAUCAGUCAAUGGCCACGGCCUCAAGACAGGGUCUGCCGGGCCUCGCCAAACCAGAUGAGACCUGGUCGUCCUUCCAGAACCUCGGAUUUGGCGACAUCGAUGAGAAGGCGCUGUCAAACCAGGGCGUAAACGGGUCCACGACUACGGUUGGACAAGGCCUGCGUUCGACACCUCAAUCGAGAGGCAUUGAUGCAGGGCGCCCAACAACCCCUUCGUGGGCUGACUUUCUCUCCUCUGGCUUCGCAGAUGACGGCACAUCUAAAUCGCCUGCUUUACUCUACCCACCACCGCAGGUUCUGCCGCCUUUCGGGAGCCGAUCGAAUUUGCCUACACACAUGGACGGUAUCGACGAAAACUUGACACCAGGAGAKCUUGCAGCCAUCACGACCGUUGAACUCGAUGAUGCAUUUUGGUGGGUAUGGAUGAUCAGUUUGGCCGGGGAAGAGCCAUCUGAGCGCAAGUCUGUGUUCGGGCGCUGUGCGCUAWUUGAGACUACCAUCUUGAACGGCCGCUGGCUGAUCAUGGAGGAGCAAGUCAAGGGAGCGUCUCCGGAUCCUGCUGAAGGAGCCAUGAUCCCACCCAAGCAGAAUCUCUUCAGCAGUUUCACCAAACGCGGUAGGCUCGGCCGCAAGCGGUCCACAAGCAAGGCCUCUGAGUCCACUGCGCCACGCACACUGUCCGCAACGCCGAGCAAAACCAGUAUCUCAACAGACAAGCAUGCAAAGAUCAAGGCUGCGGCACGUGCAUUGAACAAUGGGGACUCACCUAAAUCUGACUUUUCGCGUCGCGGCAGACAGGAUGAUGCACACGCCAAAACCAACAGUGUUCUCACCAUAGGCCUACAGGGUGAAGCCGGGCCUGCAAUGCAGUGGGCAAAGGCUUAUGACAAGCACGCAAUUCGUUCGCAGUACCUGGGAGACUCGUCAGCCGGCAAGGGCAUGUCUCGUGAAACUCUGGUCAGACAGCCUUCGUCAAACACCAUCAACGCUGAUAGUCGCAGUAUCGCUCCGGUUGUCUCAACUUCUAGCCCAGUUGCGACAACCACUCACACUGCAGCGGAAGAUGGCGAAAAUCCUCCUGUGGCMGCCAAAGACCUCCAGCCUGCCAAGGACGAUAUCGCUCCGUCCGUCGAUGAGGCUGUCGUUAUGCCUGCGACUGCUGAUUCGUCGCAUACCGCGUCUACGCAGCCUGCUGUCCAGAGCGCUUUCGACAAGGAGACUGGUGCGGCACCAGUCUCUCCGACUCUGAGCAAAGUGGAGAGAAAGCCAGUGCCUCGCACAGACAACCAUCCAGCAUUCCGUGCGCAGGAUUCGAGAGAGUCUCCUGCUACCCCAACGAAGAAUCCAGCUUUCCUGGCCGCCCAAAAAGCUUUGCAGUCAAAAGCGUCACCCACUGCCAGCAUUGAAUCUAGCAGAGAAACCUCCAACGUCAAGAAAAUCGCGGGUAAUAACGCUGGAUUCCGCAAGUUCUUCGGUAAGAAGAAGGAGUCUAACGGACACGGAGACUCACUGGAUCUUCAACGGCCCGCUACCAAUGAACGUGUGCCACAUGCUGAACAAGGCCAACCGGGCAUCGGAAGGCGCUUUUCCCAAAUGCGCAAGAAGAACGGUCCUCCGGCGGCAGCACCAAAAGCCAGCAGUUCUGCUGCCAUCGCUGCCGCGAGGGCCGCGGCCCAGGAGCCCGUGAUGAAUGCUUCUGCUGCCCAUCCCGGUUAUGCAGCAACAGACAUAUCGCGUACCAGCAGCCGUGAGCACGCAGAGGCCGAGCGCGAAUUCUCUCGCUUCGACCAGGGCCCUAUGGCCGACAUGCCUUCCGCAGCUCCUGCGGACUUCUCAAGUUCGGCACAGGGCGAGUUCAAUACCAGUACUGCUGAGCGCAUGGCCCCAACGCCCGAGCCGGUUGCAGAUCAUGACCAUUUCAUUGCGCCACCCGAGUUCGCUCCUACGCCACGCGGUUCUCCCAUGAUUGACCAGCGGAGCAUUUCGGACAUGACCGUCGAGGAGCACGAAGACCGUGAUGCUGAGGACCGUAACAACGUGAAAGAUCGCUGGGCAGCAAUACGUGAAAACGCUCACAAGCGAGCUGCCCGCGAUAGUGAGGACCACGACWCACAAAGCAGGUUGAGUCAAAGUCAGCGGACGGACGAUGGUGAAACGAGCGGCGAGGAGACUAUCGAGUCUCGUGUCGCCCGCAUCAAGGCUCGCGUGGCCGAGCUUACAGGCAACAUGGAGCAUGCCGCACGCUGA
This is a messenger RNA of Ramularia collo-cygni, 3270 nucleotides long. Its product is annotated as related to morphogenesis-related protein MSB1. The record is from RefSeq and is a predicted model, not a curated record. Bases 1 to 3270 code for a protein of 1089 amino acids. NCBI's taxonomy places the organism in Eukaryota, Fungi, Ascomycota, Dothideomycetes, Mycosphaerellales, Mycosphaerellaceae. The transcript has 3 exons.